UAAUGGUCAAUCAUUAUGGAUUAUGGAAACUACAUGACGGACGGAUAUCAAUGGGAUACUAUGGACAAUACAAUCAAUGGAAUAAACUCCAAUCAAAAAAAUAGCCCGGAUAUUUUGUGGAAAAGUUGUCACAAGAUGUCAGAACCUAUGGAGCAGUCGGACGAAUAUGACUCAAAUACAUCAGAUUAUCCAUCGAGAUGGCUUCAUUUACGUAAAGUUUUGGAACGUGGUGGGCCAUUCUGCCAUCCUGAUUUUGAUCCCUGUCCAGACACUUUGAAUUUUAUGAAAGCAAAUUGCAAAAUUUUGGUUAUUGGUGCUGGAGGUCUCGGAUGUGAACUUCUCAAGGAUCUUGCGUACAGUGGAUUUUUGAAUAUCGAAGUUAUUGAUAUGGAUACGAUUGAUGUUUCAAACCUAAACAGACAGUUCCUUUUCAGAGAAAAAGAUGUUGGGAAACCCAAAGCCAAUGUAGCUGCUGAAUUUAUUAAUAAACGCAUUCCAGGUUGUGUAGUAGUUCCUCAUUACUGUAGAAUAGAAGAUUUUGAUGCUGAUUUUUAUCGGAUGUUUCAUAUUGUAGUCUGUGGUUUGGACUCCAUUGUAGCAAGAAGAUGGAUUAAUGGAAUGUUUCUGAGUCUACUUGAAUUUAAUGAUCAAGGAGAGCUAGAUCAAACGACUAUGGUUCCAAUUGUAGAUGGAGGAACAGAGGGGUUCAAGGGCAAUGUAAGGGUUAUACUUCCUGGGAUGACUCCAUGCAUCGAAUGCACUCUGGACUUAUACCCUCCUCAAGUGAAUUUCCCAAUGUGCACUAUUGCUCACACUCCGCGGCUUCCUGAGCAUUGUAUAGAGUAUGUUAAAAUCUUGUUAUGGCCACAAGAAAAACCAUUUGGACUCGAUGUUCAAAUUGAUGGUGAUGAUCCAGUCCAUAUCAAAUGGAUUUUCAACAAAGCAGUUGAAAGGGGAAAAGAUUACGGAAUCGAAGGAGUAACAUACAGAUUAACUCAAGGUGUAAUAAAGCGUAUUAUUCCGGCUGUGGCGUCCACUAAUGCAGUGAUUGCAGCAGCAUGCACUUUAGAAGUUUUGAAGCUUGCCUCAAGUUGCUGCAUGCCAUUAAAUAACUAUAUGAUCUUUAAUGACGCCGAGGGAAUAUACACAUAUGCAUACGAAGCUGAGAAAAAAGAGGAUUGUAUAGUGUGCAGCCUACGGCCACAGAAGCUAAAGUUUCGAAAAUCUGACAAGCUGCAAGAUGUUCUUGACUAUUUGAAGGAGGAUUCUGCUUUACAAAUGAGAGCUCCCGGUCUCACUACAAGUGUUGGUGGAAAGAAUAAAACUCUUUAUAUGAGUACGGUCAAAUCUAUCGAAGUUGCCACAAAACCAAACCUACAGAAGACAUUGGAUGAACUCGACAUUCAAAAUGGACAAGAAAUUGUAGUUGCAGAUGCAACUUCACCGAACCCAUUAAUUUUUAAAAUGCAGUAUGACGAAAAAUGAACCUAUCUAGUAUAAUUAUAGUUCUAUUAUUAGAUUUUGAUUGGUUUAUAAAGUUCCUUUUAAUUUGCUUAACUGAGUUUGCUUUCCUGCUGCUAGUCGGCGCUGUGAUUGAAAACUUUGCACUGUCGAUUUUGUUGUGAAUUAGAAACGAUGAUGUGAAACAGGUAUUUUACAUAUCUAAGAGAAUUUAACUCACGAAGGUAGAAGAUCAUAAGCAAACUGAUUCUCAUCAAUUACCGCAUUCUCAUUUUUCUUCCAUCUGCAAUCUCGGAAUAAAUUAUGUAGUCUUAAUGAAGAUAAUUGUGAGGAUCAGAGGAGUAUAGUUUUUCUUCUACAUGCAAUAUGGUCCAACUUCACUUCACUGGAUGCAAUAAACAGCUUUAUUUAUUUACUGGGUCCGAUUUCGCUUGACUGAAUCUGAAAAUGCAAUGAACAGCUUGAUUUAUUUACUGGAGACGCUCCGCAAAACUUUCAAGUUCAGGUCAUGCUUCGUGUACUGAGAUAAUUUACCGUUAGGUGGAAGUGGUUUUUUCAAUGAGUUGUUUGUUCUGCAGAAGACUUUCCUAAAUCGCACAACUUGUUUUAACUAACUCUUGUAAUUUCUUAGACUUACUUGCAUAUAUUUUGGACUAGAAAAUGGGGACAUUUUACCUUGCAUGAAAAUAAUAAUGCAUACGAGUGAGUACUCGCAUUAAGCAGUUUUCCAUGUCAUUUUAGUAUGUAUACUUCAAUAAAAUUAUAAAUCGUG
Molecule: messenger RNA, 2233 nt
Organism: Styela clava
Lineage: Eukaryota; Metazoa; Chordata; Ascidiacea; Stolidobranchia; Styelidae
Source: RefSeq, a predicted model, not a curated record